Molecule: messenger RNA, 5504 nt
Organism: Linum trigynum
Lineage: Eukaryota; Viridiplantae; Streptophyta; Magnoliopsida; Malpighiales; Linaceae
Source: the annotation of a GenBank genome assembly
AGGCUCAUGGACUCGACUCGCAUUCAUGCUUCUCGAAUUGAGCUAAAAAAUAGACUUCACAAACACGUUUCCAGACUUAGCCAUUUCUAGGCAGUUUCCCAGUUUUGGCAUAGCCUUUUGAUGAGGUUGAAAAAGGGUCUUCUGGACUUCCUAUCAAGCUAUCAAUCACUUCAAUAUGUAGAGGGACACUCCAGCUUCAAAACAAGUCAUUAGUCUUCAAUUUCCAUCUAGCCAAUUGUAUGAUAUGAAUAUCCAAAGUAAGCACUGUGAACUGUUUUUACACUGAAACAACAGAUUAGGUCGACCGGAUCCUAUAUGAGGUCGACCGGAUCCUAUAUGAGGUCGACCGAAUUCUAAAUGAGGUCGACCUAAUCCUAGCUGAGGUCGACCGGAAAGUGCAAGUCACUGUGACAUGCAUGUCACCGUAGGCACACCCUAAUGUUUUUUUUAUCUAAACUUUUUUCAGAGUCUUGUAUAUUAUCCAAACCUAUCGAAAUACUAAAAAUUCGUUAAAUGUUAAUUUUCAGUUAGGAAUUUUUGUUAGUAAUAUUGAUUUGGCAACAUGAUACCGACUUGAAAGAGACACAUGAAUGUUAACAUUCCUAAAUUUUUAUAUUUUAGCUAAUAAAAGAGUUACAAAAUUAUUAACGAUAUCGUAAAAAUGAUUAAUAUAUUGAUACAUUAUGAAAAAAUUUAGCUAAUUAAUAGCAUUUUAAUAGGUUUGGAUAAUAAUGAAUUCGAGCAUGCUAGAUCUUUCAUCCUCCCAACAAGGGGUUUUUUUUUCUAUGGUUUUUUUCAGCAUGAAUAUUGCACGAGUAGUGUCAGAUUAUAGGACUUCCAAUUUCUACCUCCUCAAAUCAUUUUGCUUCUGCCGUUCAGGAUAGUAAUAAUACCCAUAGAUAAAUGUUAUAAAUUAAAUUUUUUUUUGCUUUAUCAUAAAUUCAGAAUAUAAAUUAAAAAAAUCCCCUAAAAUUUGAAAAGCAUAGAGUCCACCCAAAAAAAAAAGUGUAGUAAUAUAUUAUACCUAAAUCCAAAAUAUAAAAUAUGUACAUUAUUCUUCUCAUAAUGCUACCUACCCAAUGUCCCCCCUUCUUUUUCACAUCUAUAUAUAUAUAUAUAAAUCUCACCACCUUGUUCCUUCCUCAAGAAACGUCGCCAAAAAAAUAAAACACAGAGAGAGAUGGCAGCAGAGCAACUGAUCACUCCCACCACCACGACGUUGAUUUUCCAGCUCGAGGAAACCCUCCUCCGGUCGCCGUCCCUCUUCCCGUACUUCACCCUCGUGGCGCUGGAAACCGGCGCCGGCGGGAUCCUCCGGGCCCUCCUCCUGGCCCUCUUCUACCCACUCCUCCGCUUCGUCGUGGGCCGAUCCACGGGGAUAAAGAUCAUGACGUUCCUCUGCUUCGCUGGGCUGAAGACGGACCGGGUCAGGUUAUUGGGCCGGUCCGUGCUGCCCAAGUGGUUCCUCGACGACGUCGGAUUGGAAGGGCUCGAGAACGUCAUGAUGAUGAUGGGCCGCCGCCGCCAAGGGGAGAAGUUGAUGGCCGUGAGUGAUUUGCCACGUGUUAUGGUGGAAGGGUUUGCUCGAGACUAUUUGGGCGUUGCGACGGUGGUUGGUCGGGAGGUGAAGGAGGUGAAUGGUUAUUUUGUUGGGUUGAUGGAGGAAGAUAGGAGGGAGGAGCGUGUGUUGAGGGCCGUUGAUGAUGAGGUGGCGAGUAAUGGUGACGGCGGCGGCGUCGGCGGUGGUGAGAUUUAUGUAAAGGAGAAAAGUGUGGGAGUGGGAGCCCAUCAUCGACUCGUUGGGGUUGUUGGCUGUAGGGAUGGGGAUGUUGGGGAUCACCACAUCUUCAGGAAUUGUGAGAAAGUUCACGUCGUGAGGAGAUCCGAAAAGAAGCAAUGGAGCGCCCUCCCGAGGAACCAGUACCCAAAGCCACUCAUCUUCCACGACGGCAGGCUGGCCUUCCGGCCAACUUUCCCGGCGACCCUGGCGCUCUUCAUGUGGGUCCCAUUCGGCUUCCUCCUCGUCGUCAUCCGCUUCCUCAUCGGCCGCCUCCUCCCCUUCCCUCUAGUCAUCCCGUGUCUCUCCCUCACCGGCAUGCGAUUCGUCUUCACCGGAACCCCACCGCCACCGCCGCCCGGCCGCUCGGGCGGAGGCACAAUGUACGUGUGCAACCACCGCACGCUCCUCGACCCGAUCGUCAUCGCGCUGGCGCUGCUCAACACCACCGCGACGGCGGUGACGUACAGCCUGAGCAAGUUCAACGGGGUGAUCUCGCCGGUGAGGAACGUGCCGCUCACGCGCGACAGGGAGAGGGACGGAAGGAUUAUGGAGGAGAUACUGCGACACGGCGACGUGGUGGUUUGCCCCGAAGGUACGACAUGCAGGGAGCCUUAUCUGUUGCGAUUCAGUCCGCUUUUCGCAGAGGUGGCAGGCGGGAGCACGGGGAAGAUCGUGCCGGUGGCGGUGAACGUCGGGGUCAGUAUGUUUUACGGGUCCACGGCGAGUGGGCUUAAAUUGCUGGACCCGGCCUUUCACUUGCUCAACCCAUGCCCUCUUUACUCCGCCAACUUUCUGGUGGCUGUGCCGACGCCAUCUGCUGCUGCUGCUGCCGGUGGUGGUGGUACCACAACUUCGUCGGGCGGGAGAAUAAUUAGUGCAACUGGCGGGAUUGAAGUAGCAAACUCUGUCCAGAAAGUGAUUGGCGAUGAGCUUGGCUUUCAAUGCACCAGCUUCACCAGAAAAGACAAAUACAUGGUCUUGGCUGGCAAUACCGGCGUCAUCUCCUCCUCCUCCUAGUUAAUUCAUGGGAAAAAGAAAGUAAUAUUGAAUUAUUAUUAUGUAAUUUUUUUUUGUGUGAAGGUGAUAUAUAACCAAAUUUAUUAUUGUCUUAUUUACCAAAUUUAUUAUUGCAAUUUGCAAGUGUAAUAUGCGUGCAUCCAUGUUUGGCUAUAGUUUGAUUUUUUUUUUGUUCCAUUGUGGUUAGAUGUGGCAAUUAGUAGGGGUGGUAAACGGUAAUCCGGUAAACGGUUUACCGUUUUACCGAACCGUUUAUCGGCGGUAUCGGCAGCCGAGCGGGAAGUUGGGGGAGUUGGUUUACCGGACACGGUAUCGGUAAAUACCGACGGUAAAUCGGUAUUACCGAUACCGAAUCCCCCCUCCUUACUCCCUAGUGCUACGCUGCGUUUUGUUGCUUUACCCACAAAAAUAUAAAAUAUUACAUACAUGAAUGUAAGUAUAGGCCUCAAAAAUAUUGUAAAUAAAAGUUAAUAAUAAAUUAUUAAUUACAAAAAUGAUGAAAAAAACUCAAAAAAAUCAACAUAUUACAACAUCACCCCACUUCCAGAAAUUCGGUUCGGUAAAUAAUCGGUAAACCGACCGAAAAACCGCCCGAAAUCGCUUCUCACGGUAUUUCGGUAAUACCGGUUUGUAACCGUUUACCGGUAAUUCGGUAAUCGGUAAACCGGUUACAAACCGGUAUCGGUAAUCGGUAACCAGUUUGGCCAACUUCGGUAUACCGAAACCGGUAAAUUCGGUUAACGGUAAAUUGUUUACCGACCGAAUCCCAUCCCUAGCAAUUAGGAUCCAAAUCCAUGAAUCCAAUCCAUCCACCAAAUUAUCCACUUAAUCCAAUCCAUUUAAAUCCAAUCCAUUUGAUCCAAAUCCAAUUGGAUUGGUGGAUUCAUGGAUCAAUCCAUGGAUCCAAAUGACAAAUUACGAUAUGGUACCUAUAUUUUUUAUAUUUUACAUUUUGGUACCUAGCAUUUAUAUUUUUAUACGAAAAAAUCAUUGGAAAAUUACAUUUUGGUACCUAAAAUUUUUCAUUAUGACAUUUUAACACUUAAACUUUUCAAAAUUUACAUUUUGGUCCAAGCCUUGGAUGUCAUUUGGAUUCAUGGAUCAAUCCACCAAUCCAUUUGAUCCAAUCCAUGAAUCCACCAAUCCAUUGAAUCCAAUCCAUUUGAUCCAUGGAUCCACCAAUCCAAUCUACGAAUCUACGAAUCCGAUCCAAUUGUCACCUAUAAUUGUGGUACAUUCUGCCUGUAAAAACUACUUCUUCACGAAAUAUUAUCAAUUAUUCACGCAGAUUACCUAAUUUUUCAUGCACUCUUAUGCAUUGUUUGAAGAAGAAGAAAAACAUGUAUAAUAAGAGAAUCAAGUGCAUUAAAAUGUAGCUUUUAUACAUGAAUGAUUGGCCACUGCAUUUCGUUUUGAGUUUUCGAUUGGUUUUAUUACAAUAUUAAUGUGGAAGUAGGUAUGAACGUUAGGAGGACAAAGGUAUGUGUAUUCCCUUCUAAUCAGAUGAGGCAUUUGGAAGUCUGGGGGAUGGGUUGAUCAAUGAACGAACGUGUCAAUGACUUCCCAUGUCUAGAGUAAGUGAGAAACUAGGUAUAAGGUGAGGCUCAAGGUAUGAGAAGUCUUCCAGCCGUAGAGGUGGACGAGGGGUUGACGUCCUAUUCGGUUGAGUUGAUCCUCCAGGGGGUCUCCGGUUGGUGACUAGAACUGACUUGAAACAUAUUGGGUGGAGGAGGUGUUGAUGUCAAUGUUUGGAUUUAACCUCUUAGCUACUCAAUUUGGGCUUGAAGUUCUUCGAUGAACGAUAGAGGGGUUGGUUCUUUGUCCCAAACUCCGCUGCCAAUUUAGGAAAUGUUGGAGCUUUGAGACUCCAUUAUGAGUGAAGUGUUGGCAUUAGGCUUAUUCAAUCUUUUGCUUCGGGGCACACGGUGGGCGCCAAUUGUUGAUGUUAGGGUUGUGGUCGACGUCGAGUUUUUUUUAUGUUGGAUAUUGAAGUCGGUUGACGCCCACCUUUCACCUCGAACUUGUCUCGUGAGUCAUGAUGUCAGCUCCGGUCGUCUCCUGCAAAAAGGGUUCGUCGGCCGAUCUCGGUGAGUACAUUCUCCAACGCUCAAGUUAGUGAGUGGUUUGAGAGGAGAGGAAUAUGACCUCGAAAAGAAACAUUAGGGAAUGAGAUUGAGAAUGAAUAUCUGCGCUAAUCAUAACGAGAGUUCCCAAGUCUAGACAUGGGGAUCUUUUCUUACCUCAAUAUGAAAACGAAGUGGCCUUUUAUAAAGGCCUCUGGGGAAACUUGAAGGGAGUAGGUCUCUCUCGAGAGCUUGGUAGUAAAAGGAUAGGACACGUCAAGAGGGUACGUGGCCAUGAGUGUUGAGUGACCUGGAGAGACUGACCUUAGGGGUGGCUGGAGUGAGUCUAAGGCGGUCGAGGUGACCUAGGGUGAUUGACCACAAGGGUAGUCGUAGUGACCCCAUGGUAGCCUAGAUGACCCGUGGAAGUGACCUCGGGGUUUGCCGGAGUGACCCUAGGGUGGGCGAGGAGACCCAAGGUGAUUAACCACGGGGUGACAAGAAUGACCCAAGGUGACCUGGGGUGAUUGCACCGGGGUGGUCGGAGUAACCCCAAGUUGACCUAGGGUGAUUAACCAUGGGGUGGCCGAUUGGACCCUAAGUGAUUGACCUUGGGAAGGCCGGAAUGAACUUAAGAUGACCCG